UUCAGCGUCAUCUCCCGUUGGACUUGCGUGUCAACAUGGCGGCUUCCAUGGCAUCCCAGGCUGUAGCGAAAGGACUGAGGAUAGCUACUUCAAAGCACAUACUUCUUGAUAAAGCGAAGUGCACCUGGUUGAGUCCGAGGAGAUGGCUGAAUCUACAGGAGUACCAGAGCAAGAAGCUGAUGCAAGAGAGUGGCGUAGCUGUCCAGCGCUUCUAUGUGGCUGACACAGCUUCUGAGGCACUGGAGGCUGCAAAGAGACUCAAUGCCAAAGAGAUCGUGCUGAAAGCUCAGAUUCUGGCCGGGGGCAGAGGCAAGGGUGUGUUCGACAGCGGCCUUAAAGGUGGAGUGCACUUAACGAAGGACCCCGCUGUCGUUGGUGAGCUGGCCAAUAAGAUGCUGGGUUUCAACCUGACUACUAAGCAGACACCAAAAGAGGGAGUGAAAGUGAAAACGGUGAUGGUUGCUGAGGCCCUGGAUAUUACCAGGGAGACAUAUUUUGCCAUCCUAAUGGACCGCUCCUUCAAUGGUCCUGUCAUGGUAGGAAGCCCCCAGGGAGGUAUGGAUAUCGAGGAGGUGGCUGCCAGCACCCCAGAACUCAUCUUUAAGGAAGCCAUAGAUAUCUUUGAAGGUGUGAGAGACGACCAGGCACUUCGCAUGGCAGCUAAUUUGGGUUUCAAAGGAGCUCUGCAGAGACAGGCAGCAGAUCAGAUUAAGAGGCUCUAUGAUCUGUUCCUGAAAGUCGACGCCACUCAAGUUGAAGUCAAUCCUCUCGGAGAGACUCCCGAAGGACAAGUGGUUUGCUUUGAUGCUAAGAUCAACUUUGAUGACAACGCUGAGUUCCGUCAGAAAAACGUGUUUGCCAUGGAUGACAUGACGGAGGCCGACCCCACGGAGAUGGCUGCAGCAAAGUGGGACCUUAAAUAUAUCGGACUGGAUGGGAACAUUGCCUGCUUUGUGAAUGGAGCUGGUUUGGCCAUGGCCACGUGUGACAUCAUUGACCUGCAUGGAGGAAAGCCAGCAAACUUCCUGGACCUGGGUGGUGGAGUCAAAGAGAAACAGGUGUACGAGGCUUUUAAGCUGCUCACUGCCGACCCAAAGGUUGAAGCCAUCCUGGUCAACAUUUUUGGGGGCAUUGUUAAUUGUGCCAUCAUUGCCAACGGCAUCACCAAAGCUUGCCGAGAGCUGGAGCUCAAAGUGCCGCUGGUGGUCAGGCUGGAAGGGACCAACGUCCACGAGGCUAAAAGGAUUCUGACCGAGAGCGGCCUGCCCAUCUUGGCAGCAGAUGACCUGGAUGAUGCCGCCAAGAAAGCGGUGGCAGCCAUCAAGAAAUAGAGAAUCCUGCAGGACGUCUCAUUCCAGCCUCAGCACAGCACCAUCAGCCUUUUCUUCCACAUGCAGACCUCCAAAACCUUGAGCCUUUGCGUGCAUUUCUCACUUUAAAUGCCAACUGAGAUCCAGAUCACGAGCACUUACAGGAUUCUGCCAUUACACUGGUUUCCUCUCUGCAGAUCAGAUCAGCUGCAGUUUCUUUAAUCAUUAAAAUGUGCAUUAGUUAGGAAGAACCACUGACAUAUUCAGGCUAACAUAUUGAAAGGACACCCAACACUUUGUCCAUUCCAUUAGCUUUCUUGUCUUUAUUUUUCAGCAAAAUAUGAAGUGGGAAAGACAUUUUCCAUCUUCACAUCCCAUCCACUGAGUUGUUGCCAUGUUAUCGCACACCAUUCAUAAGCUGUGAUAUCAUUCAGUGGUACUUGCUGAAACCGAGAUGAAUGGAAGCUGUAAACACUUUCUUACUUCGUCCACGUUGGUUACCAAGCCUGGUCUGCGUUUCAAAUGAAGUAGAUGGCGUACUCACUCUGAAUUUGUGCAUCAUGUCUUAUUUAUAAAGUGCUACUAUGAGACGUCCAUUAUCUGCUCUAAUCCUGUGCCUGUCCAGUGAAAGCUAAUGAGGCAUCACAGGUGUCGAGAAAAUGAAUAAUUAAAAACAAAGAAUUGUACUUUUUUAUAAUCAUGAAUGGAUGUUGACAGGAUGUCUGAAAUACAAUGAGAAAAUGCAAUUUGUGACAUUAAACAAAAAAUGUUUUAAAAACUA
This is a messenger RNA of Maylandia zebra (zebra mbuna), 2091 nucleotides long. It is a transcript of the gene suclg2, whose product is annotated as succinate-CoA ligase GDP-forming subunit beta. Gene Ontology annotation, biological process: tricarboxylic acid cycle; succinyl-CoA metabolic process. The record is from RefSeq and is a predicted model, not a curated record. Gene Ontology annotation, molecular function: ATP binding; succinate-CoA ligase (GDP-forming) activity; metal ion binding. NCBI's taxonomy places the organism in Eukaryota, Metazoa, Chordata, Actinopteri, Cichliformes, Cichlidae. Gene Ontology annotation, cellular component: mitochondrion; succinate-CoA ligase complex.